AUGGUCAGUGUGUGCCGGAAUUCCGCCAGCUCCUCUGAAGGGGCCAGCAAAUGUGCAGUGUUUGCGGAAGGGAGUUUUAUGUGUCGGAGCAAAGUCAGGAAUGGGAGUUGUACCCCUUUGGGGUUUGGGAAAGCCUGUCCCUUCUACCUCGGUGCAGACGACCGGCCCCGGAACCGCGCCUGCAGCCGGGACCCAGCUCCUGUGCUGGCUGCAGGGUCUCGCUGUGCCUCGCCACUGCCCCCCGCUGCAGCCCACGGGCCGGCCGGCUACUCGGGGCCGUCGCCGGGGCCCUGGCCCAUCUGGCCCCAUCCGGCCCCACCCCGGGCCAGCACCCAGGAGACGGUGGUGCCGCUCGGUCCUGCCGGGCUGUCCUGCUGGACGUGUCCUGCUGGACGUGUCUCAGAUCUCGACCGCUGCCGGACCUUCCGCCUGGAGUCCUGGCCCCGAGGUGCCAAGCUCUUUGAGUGCAGGUGCUUCUGGGCCAUACUCCUCCUGGCCCUGACGGUGUUCCUGCUGGCUGGCUUCCUCCACGUGGACGUCGGGCUGCUCGUGCCCCCCCUCGGGGGCCAGGAUGAGGGGCCCCCCGUGACCAACGUCAUGUUCCUCAAGACGCACGUGCUCAACACCCUCUUCCGCUUCGCCGAGACGCACAACCUGGCGGUGGCGCUGCCGGCCGGCGGCCGCUUCUACCUGGGCUACUCCUGGCUCUUCCUGGCGCGCUACGUGGAGGGAGUUGAGCAGGGCAGCCCCGAGCGGCGCUUCAACAUCAUGUGCGACCACCUGAGGCUCAACCGGAGGGAGGUGCAGAAAGUCAUGCCCAGCGACACCUACUUUUCCAUCCUCAGAAACCCCGUCUUCCAGCUGCAGUCCUCCUUCAUCUACUACAAGGGCUACGUCCCCGCCUUCAGGGGCGUCGCCAGCCUGGAAGACUUCCUGGCGUCGUCGCGGACCUACUACAACCCGAGCCUGGGCUUGCGCCACGCCUACGCCCGGAACAGCAUGUGAUUCGACGUUGGCUUCGAUCACGACGUGCCGCCCGAGGAGGGCUACGUGCGCGCGCGCCUGGCCGACGUGGAGCCGCGCUUCCGGCUGGGGCUCAUCGCGGAGCACUUUGACGAGUCCACGGUGCUGCCGAGGCGCCUGCUGCGCUGGCGGCUGGACGACGUGGUCGCCUGCAGGCUCAGUUUGCGCAGCCCGCGCAGCGUCGCCAGCCUGACGACCGCGGGCCAGGAGCGCGCUAAGCGCUGGCGCGCCCUGGACUGGCGCCUCUAACAGCACUUGGACCGCACCUUCUGGGCCCGGCUGCGCGCAGAGCUGGGCCCGCGGCGGCUGCGCUCCGAGGAGCGGCGGCGGGAGCGGCCGCGCGGGCUGGCGGCCCUGUGCUUGCAGGAUGGCGCGCCCAAGGGCAAGUCGCAGGUCACCGACCGCCGGCUGCGCCCCUGCCAAUCCGGCAGGGCCGACAUCCUGGGCUACAACCUCAGGCCGGGCCUGGACAAGCAAACGCUGCACAUGUGUCAGAGGAUGGUCAUGCCCGGGCUCCAGUACGUGGCCCGCCUGUACACCGUGCAGUUCCCCGACAAGCCCCCCAAGAACGUCCACGUCCUGGAGACCCCUGGGCUUUUAUGUGGGCACGGGCUGCUGGCUGGAGACGUCCUGGGGCCCCUGGAGGGGGCAGAAGUGAUGUGUGCCACAUCUGAGCCACCUCCGUACAGUGGGUGCCACGGUGCCAGCACCACCCCGCCCCGCCUUGCCCUGCCGGUGCCCAGCUCUGCUGUGUGGGAGGAGAUGGUGGCCCAGACACAGGGUCGCAUGGCUGGCGGGACGGUCCUGGAUCCUGACGCAGCCCUGGGGCACGGCCAGCUCCCGGCUCCCGGCCACGGAGUGGGCCCUUGUCUCUGCCUCACCCUGUCUAGUUACCGCUGCGUCUGGCCCUCAGCUGCUCAGACACCUCCGGUUCCUGUCGCAGCCCCUGGACCCCACUGCGCUGGGGGGAGCAAACUCACUGCCAUCCCUGGUGGGGGCUUGGCCAGCCCACCUUUGUGCGAAUCAGAACGGGACCCCCGGCAGGGGGCCGUCGGAUUGCAGACCGUGUGUGCCCCCAAUGCACCCGCACCCGAGGCCCCGCCCCUGUGA
Molecule: messenger RNA, 2133 nt
Organism: Balaenoptera ricei (Rice's whale)
Lineage: Eukaryota; Metazoa; Chordata; Mammalia; Artiodactyla; Balaenopteridae
Gene: GAL3ST2
Product: galactose-3-O-sulfotransferase 2
Biological process (GO): glycolipid biosynthetic process; glycoprotein biosynthetic process
Cellular component (GO): membrane
Molecular function (GO): galactosylceramide sulfotransferase activity
Source: RefSeq, a predicted model, not a curated record